GCGGCGAUGGACGGGCAGCCCCCGGCGGGCCCCGCCGCGCCGCGCUGGAGGCGGCGAGCGACCCCGCGCCCGCAGCCCCUCGCCUGGAGCAAGCUGCGGCCGCAGUCCUACCAGAGCCCCAGCGGAGUGCUCGUCACCGACUUCCCCGUGGAGGACAGGUGCGCCUUCCCCGUGACUCAGCCCGCCGGCACCGGCACCCGCUCGCCCGGCAGCCCCGCCAUGGGAUCGGUGUCCAACGGGACCGUGCGGCGCCGGGCUCCCCCGCGCUGUCCCCGGAGCGGCGCUCCCGGGCGCUCGCCCUGGCUCCGGACGGCCCCGUCGGUUCCACCGCCAACGGCACCAUCUCCCCGCCGGGCAGCGGGCAGGGCCGCCGGCCGCGGCGGGCCCCCGGCGGGGCCGUGCGCGGAGCCCCCCGCGCUGCUGAGCACGCACAGCCCCGCGGCGCGCAGGGUGGGCUCGCAGCAGCUGAUCCCCCGCAGCCUGGCCGAGAGCCGGCCCGCGGGCCACGAGCGGGGCCUGAAGGCGCGCAGCCUGGUGGAGACCCCGCGGCUGUCCCUGGGCAGCGACCCCGAGGACGAGCCCGAGGGCGGCCCGGGCGCGCUGCGGCGCGGGCUGCGCUCCACGUCCUACCGCCGGGCCGUGGUGAGCGGCGUGGACCUGGACGGCUCCGCCAACUGCAAGAAGCAAAACAGAAUGUCCCAGCCCGUCCUGAAAGCGGUGGUUGAGGAUAAAGAGAAGUUCUCGAGCCUGGGGAGGAUUAAGAAGAUGCUGAAAGGACAAGGGACAUUCGAUGGGGAAGAAAAUGCUGUUUUAUAUCAGAACUAUAAAGAAAAAGCUCUGGACAUAGAUUCUGAUGAAGAGUGUGAGCCCCAAGAGCAGAAGUUGGAUGACAAGGUUGUUUUUCCCUAUAAGCCCCUGAGGUCGACGUGGAGCCAGCUCUCUGUGGUGAAGAAGAACGGCCUGUCAGAAGCCAUCAGCCAGGAGGAAAGGAAGAGACAGGAGGCAAUAUUUGAGGUGAUAUCUUCUGAGCACUCCUAUUUGCUGAGCCUGGAGAUUCUGAUCCGGAUGUUUAAAAAUUCCAGGGAACUGAGCCUCACAAUGACCAAAACAGAGAGCCACCACCUCUUCUCCAACAUCACGGAUGUUUAUGAAGCAAGCAAAAAGUUCUUUGAGGAGCUGGAGGCCAGGCACCAGAGCAGCGUUUUCAUCGAUGACAUCAGCGACAUCGUGGCGCGGCACGCGGGCUGCAGCUUCGACCCCUACGUGAAGUACUGCACCAACGAGGUGUACCAGCAGCGCACCCUGCAGAGACUGCUAGCCACAAACCCAGCGUUUAAGGAGGUGCUGUCCCGGAUCGAGUCCCACGAGGAUUGCCGGAACUUGCCCAUGAUCUCCUUCCUCAUCCUCCCCAUGCAGAGAGUCACUCGUCUCCCCUUGCUGAUGGAUACUAUUUGCCAGAAAACCCCCAAGGAUUCAGCAAAAUACGAGAACUGCAAGCAGGCUCUGAAAGAAGUCAGCAAGCUCGUGCGUCUGUGCAACGAGGGCGCCCGCAAGAUGGAGAGGACGGAGAUGAUGUACACCAUUAACUCCCAGCUGGAAUUCAAAAUCAAGCCAUUUCCAUUGGUUUCCUCUUCACGGUGGCUGGUGAAAAGGGGUGAAUUAACAGCCUAUGUAGAAGACACUGGACUUUUUUCCAAAAGAACCUCUAAGCAGCAGGUGUACUUCUUCCUCUUCAAUGAUGUCCUCAUCAUCACCAAGAAAAAGAGCGAGGAGAGCUACAACGUGACGGAGCACUCGCUGCGGGAGCAGCUGCAGGUGCUGCCGUGCGCCGCGGAGGAGCCCGGCUGCUCUCCGGCCCGGGGCCCGGCCGGGAUGCUGCACUCGGGCCGCGCCCCGGGCCCCCACCUCUUCCGGCUCGUGCUGCUCAGCAACCACGCCGGGGACAGGGUGCAGAUGCUGCUGGGCGCAGAGACGCAGAGUGACAGAGCCCGCUGGAUCACGGCGCUGGGCCAGGACAGCGAGGGGCACCACACGGACAGGACCACCCUGGCCCAGGUGGAGAUCAUCAGAACCUACACAGCCAAGCAGGCCGAUGAGCUCUCUCUGCAAGUCGCUGAUGUCGUUUUGGUUUAUCAAAAGGUGAAUGACGGCUGGUACGAGGGGGAGCGGCUGCGGGACGGCCAGAGGGGCUGGUUCCCCUCGGAGUGUGCCAGGGAGAUUACCUGCAGGGCCACCCUGGACAAGAACAUGGAGCGCAUGGGCCGCCUGCUGGGGCUGGAAACCAACGUGUAGCCGGGUGCUCACCCCGGCUGGACAGGGGACAGCAGGGCCACAGCAGAGCCACAGCCCAGCAGCAGCACCCUGGAGCCCCACAGUCCCUGCUCUGACAGCUCCAGCUGAGCCCCAGCAGCAGCACCGUGCAGCAGUGUCUCGGGCACAGCUCUGCCUCCUUGCCCUCUUGCUCUGUCUCCUUUUGAGCAUCUGAAGUUUCCAGCAGCAGAAUUCUGUAGGGGCCGGGCCCCAGUGCUGGGUGUCCUGCUGCUGAGGAGCUGCAGCCCCAGACCCUGUUACUGCCCCUCGUGUCAGCACCCCCGUGGCACCUGAGCUCCAGUGAGCAGCUCUGGACUCUGUAAAGGCUGACCUACCUCUCCGGGCAAAUCAGGGAUGGCACAGCUGGCACAGCUGGCACAGGCACAGCUGGCACUGCCUCUCCAGGACGCUGCAGCUGCACCUCCAUGGGGCUGCUCAGACCGGCUCCCGGUUCUGCUGGGGCAAAGGAUUUCUGAAAGCCAGGAAAAGGCACCACCCUCUGCUGCUCCAUCCUAGCACAGGUACUUUGCUGCAGAGUAGCUGCUGGGAGUGGGGGCAGUGCUUUCUGGGUUUCUCAGGUGUCUGCUGAGAUCUUGCACUUCACUCAGUGCUUCAGGGCAGCGGUGAUGGAACAUGAACUGCACUCACUGCUCUGGGAACAAAUGCACUCAAGGCUGAGCAGAGUUCAGGGCAGGUUCAGAGAGGUGUGAGAGUGUGUGUGACAAAAACCCUCCCUUGUAAGGACCAGCUGCUGACUCAGCAGUGUAGAAAUGAGGGGACAACUUGUACUAGCAAGGCUUUCUUCCUGUUGCCUUCCCAGCCUCUGCUGGUUUUUAUCCUGCACAGUGCUGAUUGGAGUGGGGAGUGAAUUGAGUGUUUGUAAAGAUGUGUAGCUCUAAUAAUUUAAACUACAGUAGGAAGGCAGGAAUUUUGUACAAAAAUACUUACCUGGACAGUGUGACAGUGGUUAUACAGCCUUACAAAUUAAUUUAUAAGUGGACUGAUAAAAUAGUAAUGAGAGAAACUGUAAAUUGAACAAAGACUUAUUUAACAUAGUAAAAACACUGCGACUGUUUUAACAAAUUUUACUGUAUACAUGUGGAUGUUUAACAUGUAGCUGAAUGUAUAAAUCCAGGCAUUAAUUUUAUUCAGAUUUUUUAAUACACUAUAUAUUUUUCAUACCUAGUUUUUCAAAAAAUGCUGUAAUGUUUUGUAAAGACAUUUUUCAUUUUCCUAUUGUUGGACACAGUUCUUCAGGAAUUAAAAGACUUCUAUGAUUUUAUAGGACAACAAUCAAUAAAGUGCUUUUAAAUCCUUACUAAAAAAAGUUUUGAUUUUGUUUUAAAUGCCAUAAAGCCACCAGUUGAUAAUGUAAUUUUUGUCAGAGAAAGUAAAUCUCUUCAGCAAACAUUGGCAUUUUAGAUUUUCCUGUUCUGUAAAGAUAAACAGCACCAUCCUCUGUCCUACCUCAUCUGUCACAGAUCCCAUUUACCUGUUGGACUUGGAGCAGUGGCCUGGGACAGCAUCUCCUUGCUGACACACCGUUAAGAGGGAGAUGGGAAAGGUCUUCAGUUCCCUCUGCUUCUUGUAGUUUAGCACAGUUCAGCUGGAAGGGACCUUCAGCCCUGUGCAGUCCAACCCCUCAGGGCUGAGCCAGUGUUAAAUCCUGUUCCUGAGUGGUUUUAAACAUCACCUCUCCAGGGCCUCUUGCAGGCUCUGUCCAUUCCCCCAGUGAAGCUCUGCUCUCUUGUGUCCAGUCCAAACUCAGCUUUACCUGUGAACUCCCCAGCCUCCUGUCCCUGGAGCCAGGGCAGGGAGCUCAGCCCCUCCACACUAUUUCCAUUAGCAAAAAAUAGUCAUUUUUAGCACUGACUUCUCUAUUAGCACUGCUAUUGCAAAGGAAAUAAUCUGAAAACUCAAGCCCUUCAUCAGCCCCUGUGCACUCUGAACAGACACACAGACACAACUCUUUUUAACUGGAGGGGGGCAUUGCAGCAGUACCUCCUUUUUAGCUGGGAGCCCAGCAGUGACAGAAGGCAGCUGGGAGUUUGUCCCUGUAAGAUCAGCUCUGCUUUCUGGAAUGUGCUCCCUUCCUCCUGUAACUGCCCUGAUCAGGACACAAGUUGCCAACAGAAGGCUCUCAGGUGCCCAAAUGAAAUUUCCAAGGGAGUGGAGGUGCCUCUGUGUGCCUGUUCAGGACUCCACUGCACACCAGUGUGGGGUAAAGGACGUUUUGUGCAGCUGGCAGUGGCAAGGAGGAGCCUGGCACCCUCCAUCCCUUGUCAGCCCAGUGGAAAGCACCUUAUAGCCAGGAACUUCGACUUGUGGCACCUGAGCUGCUCUGCUUUCCUCAGAAUACAGCAUAAAUCCUCCUGAACCUGAUGAUUAAGGUCAUUUUUGCAAAGAAAAUUAAACCAACAAAACACCAAAGAAGGGAGAAAAGUUGUAUUUCCAGGCUUUUCUUUCUCAACCUCAAAAUCCUUAACAAACUGUCAUUCAAAUAAUCUUCCAUGACUGGAGACCAUUCAAAACAGAACAUUCAAAACAUUGAGAACAGUUGAAGUAAGACUUGCAAAGAAAGACUCUUAAUGGAAUACUAUAACCCAUACAUGAACUUCUUAAAAAAAUACAAAAAAACAAACCCAAAAAACUUCGAAUGCAAUGAAACCUUAACACACAACCCAACGUGACUUCCAUCCAACCGUGCUUUCAGCAAGCUGCACUUUCAGUCAGUAGUGAUGAUGGAUGGGGACAGAAAGCAAAGGAAGAUUAAUUGAAUGGGAUGAAAUGCAGAAAAGGAGAAGAAUUUCUGAAGAUUGUUUCCUCCCACCAUACAAAUUCAACAAGUGUUUUUAAGUUUAGUUAAAUUAAGCUGUGAUUACCUUCUGUGGAAGUGCUGGUGAGCAGACUGCUGCAAGCUGGAAUAACACAGCAAGUAUAAUUACUCACCACACCCCAUUAAAAGAAAAAAAAA
This is a messenger RNA of Passer montanus (Eurasian tree sparrow), 5284 nucleotides long. RefSeq names its product Rho guanine nucleotide exchange factor 26 (gene ARHGEF26). Gene Ontology annotation, molecular function: protein binding; guanyl-nucleotide exchange factor activity. Lineage: Eukaryota; Metazoa; Chordata; Aves; Passeriformes; Passeridae. The record is from RefSeq and is a predicted model, not a curated record. Gene Ontology annotation, biological process: activation of GTPase activity.